AUGUCGUCCAACCCUCCCGGCUCGUGCUGCAGCGUCGGCACCCUCUUUGAGGGCACGCCCACCGGCCAGGACAUCAAGAUUGGCGACAACAAGCAAAUCGACGCCUACGUGGCCAAGGCGCCCGAGAGCAAGGCGCGCGCGGGCGCCGGCAUCCUCUACAUCCCCGACGUCAUCGGCAUCUGGCAGAACAGCAAGCUCAUGGCCGACAGCUUCGCCGCCAGCGGCUACACGACGCUCAUCAUCGACCCCUUCAACGGCGACCCCGUGCCGCUCAACAACAAGGGCCCCUUUGACUUUAUGAAGUGGCUCAACGAGGGCUCCGACGGAAAGAACCCGCACACCACCGCGCAGGUCGACCCCAUUGUCGUGGCGGGCAUCAAGGCCCUGCGCGAGCUGGGCGUCGACAAGAUUGCCGCCGUGGGCUACUGCUUCGGCGCCAAGUACGUCGUCCGCCACUACAAGAGCGGCAUCGCCGCCGGCUUCCUCGCCCACCCGUCCUUCGUCACGGAGGAGGAGCUCGCCGCCAUCGAGGGCCCGCUGUCCAUCGCCGCCGCCGAGACCGACUCCAUCUUCCCGGCCGACAAGCGCCACAAGAGCGAGGAGAUUCUCAUCAAGACAGGCAAGCCCUACCAGAUCAACCUGUACAGCGGCGUCGAGCACGGCUUCGCCGUCCGCGGCAAGCUCGACGUCCAGGUCCAGAAGUUUGCCAAGGAGCAGGCCUUCCGGCAGGCCGUGACGUGGUUCGACGCCUUCCUGGCGUGA
Molecule: messenger RNA, 762 nt
Organism: Purpureocillium lilacinum
Lineage: Eukaryota; Fungi; Ascomycota; Sordariomycetes; Hypocreales; Ophiocordycipitaceae
Molecular function (GO): hydrolase activity
Source: RefSeq, a predicted model, not a curated record